AUAUUGACACCAUAGUCUUUUGGAAAUCCAAACGUCUAUUGAUAGAAGCACGAAAAGUUCCAAGACUAGAGGUUUGGAACUUUGAAGAAAAUUUUGAGAUUUGGGUAAGAUGUAUGUUAAAGCUAUAAGAUGGCUGGUCAGUCUGGAGGUAACCCUAUCAGGCCAGAGGCCCUGGAGGGGAUAGACACUAAUGCUCUGUUUGGGAACAAUCCAACGGACAUCUUUGGACAAGGUGGAGAAAAUGGCCUGGCAGCAAUGCUUGAGAGGGGUGGAGUUGGAGAGGAAGGACUGGGAAAUCUACAGGGUCUUUUGAAUCAAGGUCGAUCUGGAGGUCAAGGUCAGGGUCAAGGUAACCAGAUGUUUAACCCUUCCAUGGCUGGAGGUUUUGGUGGGAAUUUGCCUGGUAUGAUGGGAGGAGGACAAAACAUAGAUCCUGCCAUGUUACAAGGAUUAGGUUUGGGAGGGGGAGGAUUAGGAGGAGCAGACCCCAACAUACUGAGUAACCUUCAGGGAAUGUCAGAAGAAGACCGUAAAGCUGUACUGGCCGCCAUGCAUGGGGAUGAUUCCCCUUCACAGUCUGAUGGAGGAGGAAUACCAAAUCUUGGAGGUGGUGGGAUUCCAGGACUAGGAGCAGGUGGCAUGGGAUUAGGAGCAGGUGGCAUGGGAUUAGGAGCAGGUGGCAUGGGAUUAGGAGCAGGUGGCAUGGGACUAGGAGCAGGUGGAAUGGGACUGGGAACAGGUGGAAUGGGAUUAGGAGCAGGUGGAAUGGGAUUAGGAGCAGGUGGAAUGGGAUUAGGAGCAGGUGGAAUGGGAUUAGGUGGUACUGGACUGCAAAAUCUGGGAUCAGGAGGACCAGGACAAGGAGGAAGACCUGGAACGUUUGGAGGUCAAAGACUCCCAGGAAAUGUUCGACCAAGAACACGGGUUUAUCCAACAGAAGCUUUUGCACAAGAAGUUCAGCAAGAGGUUGAGAAAGCCAAGGCUUGUAAAGACCCAUAUGUCAAAGGAAUGAACACGAUCAUUGUUGUUGAUACAUCCGAGAGUAUGAAGGGGGACGGCAUUGUACAGGCAAAGGAAGCUAUAGAGAAGCUCAUGUCAGAACUUGAGAGUAUAUCUAUGGACUAUGGUUUGGAAGAAAAUUUGUGCAUCAUCACAUGUGGAAGUGACACUCGAGUAGCACAACAUCUGACCAAUGACUACCAGCUUGUCAGACAAAGUUUAGCUCAGAUCCGGACAGGGGGCAGUACUCCUCUGCAGCUGGCCAUAUCCCUGGGUAUUGGUGCACUCCAGAGAGUACAAGCUGAAACAGUGGGAUCUCACAUUCUACAUCCGAGGGUGAUUGUUAUCUCUGACGGACACGCCACCAAUCCCUCCAACCCUCAGGGUCCUGAUUCUACCACAGAGGAAAUCUCUCAAAAGGAGACGCCAGGUGUUAUAAACAUUAUUCAGAGCAUGAUCACCAACAAAUGUCUUAGGUUUAUUUACAUUCCGGUUGGAACCCCCGACAGUACAUUUUCCACUUUUGUGGAGUCCAUGCCAGGAGCCCACAUUGUAUUGGCAGGUGAUGUCCACAGUUUGGCUCAGUAUCACAUGCAGCAGAGAGUGGUUGGAGAGGCUAAAGAAAAAAGAAAGGAGGGUCAAGUUACCAAGGAGACGGUCAAGUCCAUAGUUCAGUCAAAAUACCCGUCACUGGGGGAGAGAGACAUUGAAGCCAUCAUGGUGCAGAUUAAUGAACCAAACAGUCAGAUAGAGUUCCAGGCAAUGGACCCUCAGUUACAGGCCCUGGCAGAGCUGGGGAUGCCCCAGGGCCUAGGGAGAGGAACCUCAGGUGGCCCACCAACCAAUCCUCUGGGAGGAGGAGGAAUUCCAGGGGUCCAGCAGGGGAUGACGGGGCUCAAUUUAGGGGGAGGGGCUGCAGGUGCUGGUGGGGGUGGGGCAGGUACCCCAAUCACUGAAGAACAGAUGGCGGAUGCCCAGAGGCAGAUUAGAGAGAGACGGGAGGAAAUACAGAGGAUGAGAGAACGGGGAGAGUGGCCCCCAAAGGAUGACAGUAUGCCUUUUCAACUACCGGGUCUCAUGGCCCGUCCCGAUGGACCCGAAGCCCAAGCUGAGGAAUCAGAAGAAAUUACACAGGAGAAAAUUAAUGAGCUCCUGGAGAAAUAUGGGGGUGGGCCUCCAAAGAAAGACAAUUUACCUAUCCCACUGCAUCCAGGGAUUCGAGUCACUACAGGGCCAGACUGGAUGUGGAGGAUGAAUGAAGUGGAGGUGGGCGAAAAAGGAACAGUGGUAGAAUCUAAACCUGAUGAGGAGAACCCGACGGGAGAAUUUGAUGGGUGGAUCCGAGUUAAGUGGGAUAAUGGUGUGGAGGAGGAUUACAGAUAUGGACUCGACUAUGAGUUUGACAUCGAGCCUGAAAUAGGAGGAAUGGAUGCUGUAGAGUGGCCACCAGGAAAACAAAGAAUCAUUGUAGAGGAGGACCCACUAUUAAAUGAUGAUGAAGAUUUCUUGGAAACCAUGAAUAAACUUAUAAACAAGGGAAAACCUGCAGAAACAAAUAAUGCCAGCAGUCCUGCAGGGGCCUCAGGCGUAGACCCAUUCAAUUCAGAGUUACGAAACCCCUCUGCCCAGGGCCCUCCACCUAAGGCAGAAGAUAUCCCCUUCCUAAACCCCGCCCAUGCUAAAGAGUACGAAAGGUUGAUGCAGAACCCCAGGCCUGACCCCACACUCCCGUACCUGUCAGAGAACCAGUUGCCAAAUCAGUUUGAUGGACCCCAGUUCCCCCCUUACAAUCCAGAAACUUUUCCAGGGAAUUUUGAACAAUUCCAGAAUCCACCAAUUCCAGACCAGACUGGUUCUAAUGUGACACCAUCGACCAAUCAGAACACAGCUGGUGCCACCAGUAAAAAACCUUCAGACAAGGAGGUGUGUUAUGUUUGGCAAUACUACACAGACGAGGGGGACUGGAGGUCAUACCCCCCUGACAUUCAGAAAAAGGCCGAGACCGAGUAUCUGAAACGACAGCAGAAGGGCAGUAUUGUCAUUAACAUGGGAAGUGGAUCGGAAAGGAUAAUUUUCAAAAGCAUGGAACAGAGAUGUGUAGAAAAACGGAAAAUCCGACCAGUUCGAAGAAUUGAGGCUGAUGCUGAAAAAUUAAGAGAACUCCAGGAGAUGUGGUCAUCUACCUGAACAGGAAGUGAUGUCAUCCUUUGAUAUUAAUGACUUUAAUUUGAUUUGAUGAUGUUUCAAAAAGUGCCAUUAAGACUAUCACUCUGUUUCACUCAUAUAAUGACUCUGAACAUGUUUAUUUUUU
This is a messenger RNA of Saccostrea echinata, 3310 nucleotides long. RefSeq lists its product as uncharacterized. Gene Ontology annotation, molecular function: metal ion binding; ubiquitin-protein transferase activity. NCBI's taxonomy places the organism in Eukaryota, Metazoa, Mollusca, Bivalvia, Ostreida, Ostreidae. The coding region runs from base 130 to 3186 and encodes 1018 amino acids. Gene Ontology annotation, biological process: protein ubiquitination. The record is from RefSeq and is a predicted model, not a curated record. The transcript is spliced from 23 exons.